AUGUUCCAUGAUCCAACACAGCCAGACAAACCUGGAUCAUUGAUUGUUGCGAGCAGGAAGACCAGCUUUCUUCUCUCAUUUCCCCUCGCUGCUCAGCUGGAGCCUGUGUCGCCUAGCACACCUCGCGGUUCUCCUAUUGAUUCCAAUCCAGACCUUCCUAGUCUUACCUCCACUUCCACUGGAUCUCUUGACCUUAGCUCCGAGCAGCUUGGUAUCCUGACAGCUCCCCUGCCACUAACCUUGGAGCCUCCAGUUUCUGCAAUCACCUCUGACCCCCCUGAUGGUCACCACCUCUCCAAUUCAAUAUAUUACCUAUGCCUCCCUAAGUACGGAGCCCUGAAGCUCUCCAGACAGCUCCAACGUCUGCUAGCACACCCCCACCUCCGCUGGGCAAUUCACUUGCUUGCCCUGCAAGUCUACCUUUGGGCCUAUCCCCCCUUUCUGCUUGCAGUUCUUAACCCAUCAUUCCGUUAA
Molecule: messenger RNA, 474 nt
Organism: Cantharellus anzutake
Lineage: Eukaryota; Fungi; Basidiomycota; Agaricomycetes; Cantharellales; Hydnaceae
Exons: 2
Coding region: 1-474 (157 amino acids)
Source: RefSeq, a predicted model, not a curated record